AAACAUCAAUCUUUUUAUUUUUAGUCCCUACAUAGAAUUUCUAGGCUUUGCAUACACACUAUAGAUUUUCAAUCUCAUAAGACAACUGGCUAGAGUUAUCACUUAUAAGCGUAACUUACUUGCCAUCCACUCAAGAAUAUUACGGAGAAACACGAAUGCUUUCAAUUGAAACAUCUUUAUGAAAUUUGGUCUCGCAUGAAACACAGUAACGCGAGACACAAAGCCAUUGUCACGUCACCAGUAACCAGCCAGUAACCAGUUGCUUGCCGUAGCGAUCCAGCGUUUGCUCGUCUAUUGAGCUGAGUUGUAACGAGAUUUCAUGAUGGAUACCUCACCAAGACCAUCAACAAGUUCUGCCGGCACGUCUACCGAGCGAACUCCCCUCUUGCGACAGGAUACCGCUCGUCCUAGGAGUGCGCGCAACGUAACCUUCAACCCGAACCCCGUAACAAGGACUAUCGAUCCUGAUCCCUCUCCUCUUAGCUCGUCACCUAGCACCAUCAACACUCUUAAUCAUGGGCGCAUGACAAGUUCCGUAGCCUCGGGAAGCAGUCACUCUGGCCCACCUCCUAUUCUUUCAACUCUGAAUAACCGUUUGCGUCGACGUAACAGCCACGGCGCCGUCUUCACCGCUCUCCCACCCGCUGUUGGCCCUAUCCCCAAGAUCGGGCCUCAGCGAAGUUCUAAAAAUGCUCAGAAGCUAAAGCUUCUGCCAAAUCCUGAACUCGACGAGGAAGAACCGGACGAAGAGAGUGGAAGGGAUGUUUACUCCCAAUAUACGCGCAUAAAAGACCCAACGGCUAGGCGGGAUGCUGCAAGGCUAGGCAAAGCAGAUCGUGAUCGGUUACCCCGUGUAACGGCCUACUGUACUGCUAACAGGUAUCAAAUGGACGGCCUAAUGCGUUUCCUGAAAGGCAGAGGCAAGAACCGCGGAACGAACCCCAAGCUCAUUGACGAGUGUAUCUAUUCACCAUACAAUUACGCGACUGGGAAGUCGACCGAACGGACCGAGGUAGUUGAAGAGAUACGGGAGAGGCCAACUCAGACAUUCGAAAGGAGGCACUCAACGGGUCAAGUAGACGAGCACUCAGAAACAUAUCUAAGGGAGAGCAUGCAUAAUCUACAUUCUCAGCAACAAGAUGGAACUUCGGAUGCCGAAUUCAGCAACGGCCGGGAUAUCCAUAACGAUUUGGCCUAUCCAUCGCACCCGGAAGAUGAGAGCGCACUCCUUGAUUCAGGCUCACAUUCAGAGCAUCAAGCACACGACGCUAACUUCGAUAUUCAAGUCCACACUCCCGAGGUAUUCUUGUUCGACUAUGGUGUGGUAGUAAUAUGGGGCAUGUCGCCCGCACAUGAACAGCGUUUUCUGAAGGACAUAGCCAAAUUCGAGCUUGAGAAGCUGGAGACCGACGACGUGGAAACAGAGUGCUUUAAUUUCUACUAUACCAAGGAGUACCAGCCUCGUAUAUACAACGAUUUCAUUACGCUAAGGGAUAAGGGGAACUACAUGACGAAACUUGCUAUUUCGCAUGCGCUGGCGCAAAGUGUCAAGACCUCCCUCUUCGAGGAGCUUAUCGCCACAACGGUCGAUACAUGCAAAGACAUCCCCACGCAGAUUGCUCUGACAGGCAAGAUCGCGCUGUCGCGUUCCCAGAUCAACAUGCAGAUCGGCGAGUUGUUCAUCUUACGUAUCAAUAUUCACCUCAACGGCUCCGUACUCGAUACCCCCGAGCUGUUCUGGGUCGAGCCGCAUCUCGAGCCCGUCUACCAGGCCGUCCGGAGCUAUUUGGAGAUGGAUCAGCGUGUGGGCUUGCUCACCGAGCGACUCGAUGUUAUUGCGGAUCUUUUAGCGGUGCUCAAAGAUCAGUUAAGCCAUGGCCAUGGAGAGAAGUUGGAGUGGAUCGUCAUCGUACUUAUCGCCGCCGAGAUCCUAGUCGCAGCCGUCAAUAUUGUCGUCGACCUGUACGCAGGCGUGGAUUAACAAUGGGUUUCCCCUUUCCCUACCUACCUACCUACCUAAUCCCAUCAUACUACCAAUUCAUUCUUAAUAUAUCUCUACCUACCCACACCCCCCCUUAUUACUUCCAAACUACCCCAAAAUGAAUGAAAUAUCUCUCUCCCCAACCCACCACCAACCUUUCUGGACAAGGAGGAAAAAAGAUACACGAAAAAGGUGUUCGGGUUAGCAGGCAUGAGCAUAGGCGCAAGCGCGGGCGUAUAUUAUGUUUUUAUUUAGCUGCGAUAGAAUAACAGUUCUUUCCUGCAUUGAUGCCUGCCUAAUAGUUACCCAGGCAAGACGUUGAAACUCAUGCACGUAUGUAUGUAUGUAUCUAUCCAUCUAUCUAAUACCUAGAACCUACCAUGUACAUAUAUGGAUACCUACCUAGGAUACCUAGCAGUUAUCGCGGCGAGGCUACUUAAUAACUACUCCGA
Molecule: messenger RNA, 2433 nt
Organism: Hypoxylon fragiforme
Lineage: Eukaryota; Fungi; Ascomycota; Sordariomycetes; Xylariales; Hypoxylaceae
Product: DUF155-domain-containing protein
Exons: 3
Coding region: 320-1981 (553 amino acids)
Source: RefSeq, a predicted model, not a curated record